Messenger RNA from Mercurialis annua (annual mercury), 3293 nucleotides. Its product is annotated as copper-transporting ATPase RAN1. NCBI's taxonomy places the organism in Eukaryota, Viridiplantae, Streptophyta, Magnoliopsida, Malpighiales, Euphorbiaceae. The transcript is spliced from 9 exons. Gene Ontology annotation, cellular component: membrane. Gene Ontology annotation, molecular function: copper ion binding; ATP hydrolysis activity; ATPase-coupled monoatomic cation transmembrane transporter activity. Bases 99 to 3107 code for a protein of 1002 amino acids. Gene Ontology annotation, biological process: monoatomic cation transport. The record is from RefSeq and is a predicted model, not a curated record.
CUCCUCUAAAAUCUGUAAUCAUAUAAUUUCAACACAUUUUCUUGGAUUAUAAAGAGAGAUCGAUAUUAUCAUCUCUUGCUCGGUUGCACAUCUAAAGAAUGUCACCGAGCAUGAGAGACUUACAGCUGACCCAGGUGGGCCGCCAAGCCGGAGAUGAUGAGUUUGAUUUGGAGGAUGUUCGGCUUCUUGAUUCCUAUGAUUCUCAUAGGAUUGAUGUUUUUGAUGGAGAAGAAGAAGAGGGUAUGCGGACAAUUCAGGUUAGAGUGACUGGGAUGACGUGUGCUGCUUGUUCCAAUUCUGUGGAAUCAGCUCUCAAUUGCGUUAAUGGGGUUUUCAAAGCUUCGGUUGCUUUGUUGCAGAAUAAAGCUUUCGUUGUCUUUGACCCUUCUUUAGUUAAGGAAGACGACAUCAAGAAUGCAAUUGAAGAUGCGGGUUUUGAAGCUGAGAUUCUGGCUGAACCGAGUACAGUAAAAACAAAAUCCAAUGCUACACUUUUGGGUCAGUUUACAAUAGGCGGUAUGACUUGUGCUGCCUGUGUGAACUCGGUUGAAGGUAUUUUGAGAGAUCUUCCUGGUGUAAAAAGAGCAGUAGUUGCCUUGGCUACUUCUUUAGGAGAAGUUGAGUUUGACCCUACUGUAAUUAGUAAAGAUGAUAUAGUAAAUGCAAUUGAAGAUGCUGGUUUUGAAGGUGCACUUGUACAGAGUAAUCAGCAGGAUAAAAUCAUACUAAGAGUUUCUGGGAUAUUCAAUGAGAUGGAUGUACAGUUUUUAGAAGGAAUACUUAGUGCAUUAAAAGGGGUACGCCAGUUUCGUUAUAACAGGCUGUCCAUUGAGCUAGAAGUGGAUUUUGAUCCUGCAGUUGUUGGCCCUAGGUUGUUGGUUGAUGGGAUUGAGGCAGGAAGUAAUGGGAAGUUUAAACUACAGAUAAUGAACCCUUAUGCGAGAAUGACUUCUAAGAAUGUUGAAGAAUCUUCAACUAUGUUUCGGCUUUUCAUUUCUAGUCUAUUCCUAAGUAUUCCUGUCUUUUUUAUUCGAGUGAUAUGCCCUCGAAUUCCACUUCUGUAUUCCUUGAUCCUUUGGCGAUGUGGACCCUUCCUUAUGGGUGAUUGGUUGAAGUGGGCAUUGGUGAGUGUGGUUCAAUUCGUAAUUGGGAAGCGCUUCUAUGUUGCAGCUGGUAGAGCUCUUCGAAAUGGUUCAACCAACAUGGAUGUUUUAGUUGCUCUUGGGACUUCAGCCUCAUACUUUUACUCAGUGUGUGCACUGCUAUAUGGUGCCGCAACUGGAUUCUGGUCUCCAACAUACUUUGAAACAAGUUCCAUGCUGAUAACAUUUGUACUGUUGGGGAAGUAUCUAGAGUGUCUUGCAAAAGGAAAAACAUCAGAUGCCAUAAAGAAGCUAGUAGAACUUGCACCAGCAACAGCACUGCUCGUUGUCAAAGACAAAGGUGGAAAGUGUGUAGCGGAAAGAGAAAUAGAUGCUUUGCUAAUUGAGCCUGGUGACACAUUAAAAGUUCUUCCUGGUGCCAAAGUUCCUGCUGAUGGUGUGGUUGUUUGGGGUUCGAGUUACGUUAAUGAAAGUAUGGUAACGGGUGAAUCUGCACCUGUUUUAAAGGAGACUAAUUCAUUGGUUAUUGGAGGUACAAUAAAUUUGCACGGUGCUCUUCAAUUGAAAGCUACCAAAGUAGGAUCUGAUGCAGUUUUAAACCAAAUAAUUAGUCUGGUUGAGACAGCCCAAAUGUCAAAAGCUCCAAUUCAGAAAUUUGCUGAUUUUAUAGCAAGCAUUUUCGUUCCUACUGUUGUUGCUAUGUCUUUGUUGACAUUACUGGGUUGGUAUGUUGGUGGAAGUUUAGGAGCUUACCCAGAUGAAUGGCUUCCAGAAAAUGGCAAUCACUUUGUUUUUGCUUUGAUGUUUUCAAUUUCCGUGGUGGUAAUUGCAUGUCCAUGUGCUCUUGGCCUAGCAACACCAACUGCUGUCAUGGUUGCAACUGGGGUUGGGGCUAACAAUGGUGUGCUGAUAAAAGGAGGUGAUGCUUUGGAAAGGGCUCACAAUAUCAAGUAUGUCAUAUUUGAUAAGACCGGGACUCUAACCCAAGGGAAAGCCUCUGUUACCACUGCAAAAGUUUUCACUGAAAUGGAGCGUGGAGAAUUUCUUAGAUGGGUGGCUUCUGCAGAGAAUAGCAGUGAACAUCCAUUAGCAAAAGCAAUAGUGGAAUAUGCUCGUCAUUUCCAUUUCUUCGAUGAACCUUCUACAACCGAAGAUGGCCAAAAUAACAUCAGGGAGUCAUCAGCCUCUGGAUGGCUUUUUGAUGUCUCGGAGUUCUCUGCUUUUCCGGGAAGAGGUGUCAAGUGUUUUAUUAAUGGAAAGCAAGUCUUGGUUGGUAACCGGAAGCUGAUGACUGAAAAUGGGAUCACCAUCCCCACGCAUGUAGAAAAUUUUGUUGUAGAACUUGAAGAAAAUGCUAAAACAGGCGUACUCGUUGCGUUUGAUGACAGCCUGGUUGGUGUCUUGGGGGUUGCCGACCCAUUGAAGAGAGAGGCUGCUGUAGUCAUAGAGGGCCUUCAGAAAAUGGGUAUCAAACCAGUCAUGGUAACCGGAGACAAUAGAAGGACAGCUCACGCUGUUGCCAAAGAGGUUGGAAUUCAAGAUGUGAGGGCUGAAGUAAUGCCAGCAGGCAAAGCAGACGUUGUCCGUUCUUUCCAAAAGGACGGAAGCAUAGUCGCUAUGGUAGGUGAUGGUAUCAAUGACUCUCCUGCCCUAGCUGCUGCGGAUGUUGGUAUGGCAAUCGGGGCAGGGACAGACAUUGCUAUAGAAGCUGCUGACUACGUGUUGAUGAGGAAUAACUUGGAGGAUGUAAUCACAGCCAUUGAUUUGUCGAGGAAAACCCUCUCUCGUAUUCGGUGGAAUUAUAUCUUUGCGAUGGCAUAUAAUGUGGUAGCAAUACCAGUUGCUGCUGGAGUUUUCUACCCUUCACUAGGGAUUAAGUUGCCGCCGUGGGUGGCUGGAGCUUGCAUGGCUCUUUCAUCUGUGAGUGUUGUGUGUUCAUCUUUGCUUCUUAGAACAUAUAAAAGACCCAGACUUACCACUAUAUUAGAAAUUACUGUAGAAUAGUAAACUAAAAAAGAAAGAAAUAAGAACCCUUGGAUCUGAGUUCUCUGUUGGGGAGUGAAAAUUGUGUAAAAAUCCAGUUUUGUAUAUUUUGAUUUGUUUCUUUUAGGGGGAUUUAAUUUUUCAAUCCCUUUCUUUGUAAAUGACAAUCUGUAUAAUAGUCCCUUUGGUGUGUGUUUUCCACAUUAA